CCAAAUCCACUGAUCAGCAGGGCACAGCUCAUUACAAGCAUUCCACCCAACAUAUUGUUUCGACCUGUUACAAGCAAGCCUGGUCGGGUUCAGCCUGGCAUCCACGACACCCACAUUCAGCCCACAAUUGACGUUCAGAUUCACGAUAUCCUCAUCCAGUCGGCGCUUCAGCAGUCAUGGCCGCGACAUCAGGCGCUGCUGCAUAUGGAGGAGGCCCCGAUAUGAUCUAUAUCGGAGAGCUUUACGAAAGCAUAUCUCGUGGUCCACCAGGCAUAGAAGCCAGGAAGUUGCUGAUCGAACAUUAUAUCGCGGUCGGCAAUGAAUGGCUGGAAGGUGCAUUAGAUGAGGCCAAGAAGCUGCAGGGAUUAGCUCCAACAGACCCAGACGUCGCCAGGUUCUUGAAGAUUCUCGAGAAGACAGCAGAGCCUCCAGCGCCCGAGAAGAAGGCAGUCAAUUCAGUCCACGCACCCUCUGCGCAAUUCGAAGGCGAAAAUUUGAAGGACUAUCGAUUCACGGCGAAACCGAUAUCGAAACGUGGAUCCAAACGGUCGGACUUCAUCUUAGGCGAAUCAGUAGAUGACCUAGAUGACGAACAACGAAACCUGGCUACUGGGUACCGUGACAUACGUGCCAAAGCAACAUAUGUGUUCGCGAAUCUGCUGCGUCUACAGACCCUCCAGAAGAAGGCCGGUUUGCCCCAAUCGAGGAACCUCGCUAAAGUCCAUCUUAUGGCGGACGGAAGUAACGGGGCCGUGUACAGUGGAAUGCGGCCACCUGUAAGUGCUCGAUCUGUGGCGCGAAACAUCAGGGACAAACCAAAAGAGGCCACGAACCUGGUCAUUGCAGAUCUGGAAGCCAUGAUCAAAUGGGUGCGCGCACCAUAUGGCACACCCUCGGGCGCAAGUAUCGAUACCAUUCGUGAUACUCUGGUCAAACGCCGAAGCGCGAUCGAUUCGACACUUCCUGAUGGGCUCAAACUUCAUUGCGAGCUUGGCUUCAUGCACGUCGAACAUGAACAUCUCGAAAGGAACUACGUCAAUGACGAGACUAUGCUUGGAGAUGCGAUCAAAGACAUCGCAAGAGAGGACUUCUAUGUGACCGAGGACAACUAUGCGUGGUCAAUGGAUGAACUUGUUCAGGCUAUACAGGCAAAUGGCGGUGUACUCCGCAAUCCUCUUAGCAGAGAAAUGUUUACUCCGAAAGAUGUCAAGGGGAUUCUCCUACACCCAACAGGCAAGUCUCUUGCGGCUUUACGAGUCGAGCAGCGUGAGAUGUCCAAGGGCGUGCGGAUGGAGACAAUCAUACAAAUGGAGAAGCUCUCAGCGAUAUUGCUAGCAGAUCAAAGUAGCGACACGCUGCCCAGUCGCAAAGCAGUAGACGAGUUUCUGCUAUACAUUGCAACUCUGCCAGAUCUUGAGCAAAAGGCAAUCGCAGGUCUCAAGUGUCCUGCCAAAGACUCUCACACCGGACAGUCUUAUGACUGGUCUAUUGGCGAGGCGGUGAAGGAUGCGAAAGGCAACCUUGUAUGUUUUCACAAGACAGGCGACUUCAUUCAGCAAGCCGCCGCGCAUUUACGAAAGAACCGGGGUGUCGCUCCUGACACCGACGAAGGUAACUGUUCACUUAUGUAAUGGUCAGUAGCAGCUUCAUGAGCUCAAGUAAGUCAGGACUCUCUGUGCAUCUCGCAAUAGCGAUCCAUCGCAUUCCGGAGGUAUCAGUGUUCAUGUCGAUCAUAAGUCGUUGCAACGAUGUUUGCUACCCUCGGGCAGAUUUGCGGCUAAGACCCCUAGAUCGUACAAUUCACAAGGCAUUUUC
Messenger RNA from Alternaria rosae, 1815 nucleotides. RefSeq lists its product as uncharacterized. The transcript has 3 exons. The coding region runs from base 177 to 1631 and encodes 484 amino acids. Lineage: Eukaryota; Fungi; Ascomycota; Dothideomycetes; Pleosporales; Pleosporaceae. The record is from RefSeq and is a predicted model, not a curated record.